UUGUUGAUGACGCAUUCUUCAUGCGACCGAGAUUUGUAUCGCGCGCUGAAAUAGCUGUCGAUGUCUAGUUUGGAGGCAGGGUUUUCUCCGAUUAGCAACUGUUUUUAAUUUGAGAACGACAAGACGAUCUACCAUGUUUACGCCUCGUGCCACCCCUGGUGGGUCCCGUAGGCAAUCGUCAAGGAUUACUGGUAGAAGGAGUCUCGCUAGCACUACACCAACGGGUUUACUUUUUUCCCCUCGCAGGACUUCGCUUGCUUCAAGGUCAACUCCCACGCGCGUACAGAGCUAUUCAACCGCAGAGACGGUCCACUUCGAUGUCCAAACUUUCGGUUCCUCCUUACCUGUCAAAGUCAUGGAAGCUCUGACCAUGGCCGAAGCCGACGACCACAUUUCAGUGAAGGUGGAUGAAAGUGGUUGGGCUUGGAUGGUAUGUGGAGAGAGACUGAUCAUAUGGAAGAUCUGCCAGACGGCUGUGGCCAAGUUGUCCGUGUGUAAGGAUGUCCAGUUGCCCACCAGUGAGUUCGCCUACAAUGCUAAUCUCAUUGCGAUUGUAUCUCCUUGCCCAUUGGAGUCAGCAACAGUUCAGUCCAUUAUGGUCUUGGCAGUAGCACCAGAGGGAACAGCCAGGUUUUGGCCUAGCUUGGCCCACGAGGGAAACUACAUAGAGACUGUAGUGGACAUGGGAGAAAACCUGAGCAACUUUGUCAUUGCUGUUAAGGGUUGCAGUUUUGUAGCUUCAUCUUUCCAAGGACAGCUGAUGCGUCUUUGGACAGACUCAUCAGGAAAGCUCCAUCAGAGGGCAUUCCAACCCGGUCAUGGGAUGUUGUCUGGGAUCGGACGCAGAGUCUCCAGCCUGUUUGGCAUUCUUGCCCCUCCCACAAAUGAUACACUCCACAGUGUGCUGUGGGUGGGGGACAAGGCUGUCCUGUACACCCUCACUUCCUCCAGACUGAAUAAGUGGGAGAUGGAGGAGAGCUCUGAGGUGCAGGUCCUGAGCUGGAACACCAAUCCUGCCCUUACAGAGAGUAUCAGAGAUUCCGUUUGGGGGUCUGAGAGCAACUAUGAGGAAAUAAAGGAAGGUGUGAAAGUGGUUUACCUGGACAUGCAGCUCAGUCAGAAUGGUCUGGUGGUGUUAGCAGCUGCAUGGCACCCAUCUGAUGUGCCCUGCCUGGCAUAUUUUUGCCUGGUCACCUUGCUGGAUAAUGGCACCAACAUCUCUGACGAACUGUCAGUGGAGGUCACCAAGUUCAACCCACCGUUCCAGAGUGAAGAUGCUCUCCAGACCACUAGGUUGGUGUUACCGAGAGCCUCUAGCACUGCAGCCUUUCUCUACAAUGAUGAGUUGGUGUUUGCCUGCUCUACAGGCACAGGCAGAGGAGGUCUGCCCGAGGAGAAAAUCCUCUUCAACUCUCCUGGAGACCACCUUCGAGGUGGGGGCUGCUGUGCCAACCUGCCUGUGUUUUUCUCCCAGAACAGCGGGCUGGUGGCGGUGGUCUCCAGGGAGAGCCCCUCCAUCCUGCCAGAGACCAUGGAGGACUCCCUAUGCUCCUCGCUGGCUGGGGCUGCACCUGAGGCAACUGCCAUGGAGACUCCUUCCAGAAUGGAGUGUGUUGCUCCAGAGGACAAAAUUAAACUCCUCAAAGCUGCUUUCCUACAAUUCUGUCGGCAUGACGUGGUUGGGGCCCAGACUAUGACAGAUGAGCUGUUCCCCCCAGAAGGGGAGGGCGAUGGGGACUUAGACGCCCUGGUGACCCGCAUCAGCCUGGAUCUGGUGGAGGACUACCCCGCCUCGGACCCCCGCUGGGCAGAGUCUGUUCCUGAAGAGAGUUCUGGCUUCCCUCUGACCUCCUUAAUCAUCCUUCACCAGCUGGAGGACAAGAUGAAGGCUCAUGGCUGCUUCAUGGACUUCUUGCUUCAGGUGGGGCUCCUGGAGCAUCUGGGCCAGUCGUCUGUGCGCUCCUUGCCCAUGGCCACGCGGCUGCUGCUGUGCGAGCACGCCGAGAUGCUGCAGGCCGCCGCCGUGUUGAAAAACCACCACGCCAAGCAGCCCCAGUUGCUCAACCGGGCCAUCCUGGCCGCCCUACAGAGGGCCCACAACACCAUGCCCCCAAGCCUGACACCCGCAGAUGUGUUCUUCAGAGAGGUGUCUCAGAUCUCCUCAAUCUUCGAGUGUCUCCUGGAAGAAGAGGAGAAGAGCCUGAAAGAGAACCCGACGGAUUCUGCAAACUGGGCCGAUGUAGUGCUUAGUGUCAACACAAUCAUCAAGGACAUGCUGCAAGCUGCAGGGCAGUACAGGGAGACCAAGGCUUCCGUCUACAGAGCGCCUGAGAACGCCCCUGCUGAACCUGAAUACAUUCCAUGGACAGCCUCCAGCAACGUACGAGGCGUCAUCUCUCGCCAGUACGAGCUCAUUCUGCGCCAGGUGUACCCUCAGGCCGACUCUGCGCUUCGCGGUGCCCUGAGCGAGCAGCUGGGGGCACUGUUGGACAUCUGCCUGGGCAGCUUUGUAGCCCAGCUGAACUCUCUGGCCCGGCCCGAGUUACAGGAACGCUACAACACCCUGGAGAUGGAGUACACCCAGCGACGCUCCCAGCUGCUCUCGCCGCUGUUGGAGUUGGGUCAGUACCAGUGGGCGGCAGCACUGGCUGAGAAGUACUGCGACUUUGACAUCUUGGUCCAGAUGUGUGAGUUAACAGACAACCAGACCAGGCUACAGCACUACAUGACCAAGUUUGCUGACCAGAACUUUGCAGACUUCCUUUUCCGCUGGUAUAUGGAGAAGGGGAAGCGAGGGAAGUUGUUGUCUCAGCCCAUCGCCCAGCACCAGCAGCUAGCCAGCUUCCUGCAGGCCCACCAACAUCUCAGCUGGCUGCAUCACAUCCAUGGCCAGGACUUCCAGAGUGCUCACAGAACCCUGUACAGCCAGGCUGGCAUGGAGACCCGCUACUUUGUGAAGAAGAAGACUUUGAUGGCUUUGAGCAAGCUAACUGCCCUGGCCUCAGACAUGCCUGAGGCAGCCAUGCAGAAACACAUUGAAGACAUUGUAGAGCAAGAGAGGUUCCUGUUACACCAGGAGACUCUGCCCAAACAGCUACUGGAGGACAAACAACAGAACCCCAACACCAUGCCUCUGCUCAGCGCUCACAACCUGAUCAGUCUGUACAUUUGCCAUGACAACAGACGAGCUAAUGAGUAUGACUUUAAGAAGGCUCUGGAUCUGCUCGAGUAUAUAGACAAGGAGGAUGCCGUGGACGUAGAGGCACUCAAGUGUGAGAUCCUCUGCAAAGCCCUCAAGAAAGACAACUGGUCAUCUUCUGAUGGGAAUGAUGAUCCAUUGGAGGCUGCCAAGGAUAGCAUAUUUGUAAAGAUCCUCCUCAAACUCAUUCAAGAAGGAGUUCCUCUACAGACUUACCUACCUGAUGUUAAAGAUCUGCUAGAAUAUGAGGAAUUGGGAAGUUUGAAGUCGAAGCCCUACUUUGAGUUUGUGCUGCGCGCCAACUAUGAACAUUACCUGCAAGCACAGAUUUGACACCUUUACCCGGACACCCACUUCCACAGUUGCACAUGUGCACACAUUUCUCAUCCUUUGAUUGACAAGAUUGCAUUUUUGAAAUAAAUUGCAUAUUUCUGUAA
Osmerus eperlanus (European smelt) is the source of this 3636-nucleotide messenger RNA. It is a transcript of the gene nup133, whose product is annotated as nucleoporin 133. Gene Ontology annotation, cellular component: nuclear pore outer ring. Bases 134 to 3532 code for a protein of 1132 amino acids. The transcript has 26 exons. NCBI's taxonomy places the organism in Eukaryota, Metazoa, Chordata, Actinopteri, Osmeriformes, Osmeridae. The record is from RefSeq and is a predicted model, not a curated record. Gene Ontology annotation, biological process: transcription-dependent tethering of RNA polymerase II gene DNA at nuclear periphery; poly(A)+ mRNA export from nucleus; protein import into nucleus. Gene Ontology annotation, molecular function: structural constituent of nuclear pore; protein binding.